This is a messenger RNA of Siniperca chuatsi (mandarin fish), 2290 nucleotides long. It is a transcript of the gene hgfac, whose product is annotated as hepatocyte growth factor activator. Gene Ontology annotation, biological process: blood coagulation; zymogen activation. NCBI's taxonomy places the organism in Eukaryota, Metazoa, Chordata, Actinopteri, Centrarchiformes, Sinipercidae. Gene Ontology annotation, molecular function: serine-type endopeptidase activity. The record is from RefSeq and is a predicted model, not a curated record. The transcript is spliced from 15 exons. Gene Ontology annotation, cellular component: extracellular region. Bases 293 to 2143 code for a protein of 616 amino acids.
CCUCUUUGCGUAGAUAACUUGCAAAGAUACACCGUAGGCGUCUGCAGAGAAGGUGUUGAGGGAAGACCAGCCGGGAUAUAGGAUGCCUGAGAGAUAGACAAGCCUAAUGACGCAACGAGUUUACUCAAUACAGCUUGAAAUUGUGAGGGACAGGAUAAUACUUGCAGGGUUUCCUAUGACCAAAAGCAGGCUGAGGGCUCGGAAACUAACAGAUAUAACGUGACAGGCGCACAGACCCUCUUCCGAGUUCUGGAAAUAGGCUUCUCCGGACACCAGGGACCAACAAACUUUCAUGAUGGCAUACAUUAUAUUACUUUUUCUACCUUGUGUUCUCAGUGCACGGGCGCGCACAUUAGUCCCUGGGUAUGAAACAGUCAUCUCCAAAGAGCCAUACAGGGAGAGCCGGAAAGUUCUUACUACGACGGGCAAAGAAUGUAAAUUCCCAUUUCGUCAGGGUGGAAGGAUUCAUCAUCACUGCAUCACCAUCCUAUCCUCAAGACCAUGGUGCUCCCUCACACAUAAUUUUGAUCGGGACCGGCAGUUUGGCUUGUGUGCGCCGGAGAAAACUCAGCCGGAUGUUUUUGUCCACACGUCACGCAGAAUUACAGAUCCAUGUCAGGUGAAUCCAUGUCAGAACGGCGGCGUCUGCACGCUGAGCCCACACAGACGCUCGUUUGUGUGCUCCUGUCCUGAGAGCUUCACUGGGAGACUCUGUGAGCAGAAAAAGUGCUAUGAAACCGUACACCUGCGCUAUUAUGACACUGGAGAGUCUUGGGGACGAAUUCACCUCCGUAAUGUGGAACAGUGCACAUGUGUGGCAGGGGAAAUCAAGUGUGAAAGAGUCCGCUACACAAUGUGCCGUUCAAACCCUUGUCAGAAUGACGGAACGUGUCGACUGAUCACAGCCACCGGCAAGGAAGUGUGCAACUGCAGACGUGCCUACAGCGGACCGUACUGUAGCUUGGAGCCGGAGACAGAGUGCUAUAACAGCAGGGACACAGGUUACCGAGGGGUGGUGGGCAUCACGGUGUCCGGCGCCCGGUGUCUGCCGUGGAACUCAGACCUGCUGUAUGACGAGCUCCAUGUGGGCACGGUGGUUGCUUCACCCCUCAGGGGCCUCGGGGAACAUGCCUACUGCAGAAACCCAGAUGGGGACAAGAUGCCAUGGUGCUACACACUAAAUGACGGCGCCAUCUCCUGGGAGUACUGUGACGUCCCCUCCUGUGUGAUGUCUGUGUGGGAGAAUCUGCAAGGGGCAAAAUCGAAAAUAUUCAGAAGAGCUUCUUCUCGGAGGAUUGUCCCUUUGAAUGUCCUGCCCGACAUUAAAAAACCCAACCCCUCCAAGCCAGCCAAAAAGCCUGUGUGUGGGCAAAAGCACAAGAAGAGGUUAUCAAUAGCUAGGGGGCGGAUAAUGGGCGGAAACUCAGCACUGCCAGGUACUCACCCCUGGAUGGCAGCCAUUUACAUCGGACAGUCAGACUUCUGCGCCGGCAGCCUGAUCGCCUCUUGCUGGGUCGUCUCUGCGGCUCACUGCUUCUUCCGCAACCCCCUGAAGUCCCAGCUUCGUGUGGUGCUCGGCCAGCAUGGUUUCAACGUCACCGGCCCCAACACCAGGACAUUCGGAGUGGAGGACUACAUCUUUCCAAAACAGUUCUCAGUGUUUAAUCCAACACUACAUGACAUUGUGCUGAUCAAGCUGAAGAAGGAGGACGGGCGGUGUGUGAAGAGAACCCCGUUCAUCAGUCCCAUCUGUCUUCCAGACACAAGCAUGACGUUCCCCGAUAACUACUGCUGUGCUAUUAGCGGCUGGGGACACAUGCAUGAGAAGGCAAAGGAUUACUCUAGUCUGCAGGAGGCUGGAGUGAGACUGAUUCCUCAAGACACUUGCAGGAAGCCAGAAGUUUAUGGCAACCAUGUCACUGCUGACAUGUUUUGCGCGGGGCUCAACGGCUGUGUCGACGCCUGCCAGGGCGACUCUGGGGGCCCUCUGGCUUGUGCGAGGAAUGAUGUCAGCUUCCUGUAUGGGAUCAUCAGCUGGGGAGAGGGCUGCGGCCGCUCUGGAAAACCCGGUGUUUACACUAAAGUGGUGAACUAUAUCAAUUGGAUCAAUUCAGUGAUCAAACGCAAACCCAAGGCUUCGUGAUUGGACAUUACCGGGACAUUAGCUUUAAUAUAUAACAUAUUAUACUAUAUUGUAUUCUAACUUUAUUUGUAAUGCUUGUGGAAGUUUAUAGGUUAUAUUUUUUAACUGUGAAACAUUUUGUGACCGAAUAAAGCUUUACUGACUUUA